AUGCCGCGGAGAGCUAGUAAACCACCGCAGAGGAUGAAAUACUCCGAUAGGGCCAUUACAAAUGCCCUCAAAAUGUGCAAUAAGAACAACAAGAGCAGGAGCAGCAUCAGGAAAACAGCAAAAGCGUGUGGGAUACCCAGGACCACACUGAGAAGUAAGCUACUUGAAAUGUACCCCAACAAGAUCGGCCGUCCUACAGCACUUUCAAACCUUGAAGAGAGUGCUUUAUCAGAGGGAUUGCAACUGUGUGAGGAGUGGGGCUUCCCUCUCACAGCUGAAGAUGUGUGUGAUGUUGUGCAGAACUACUUAAAUACAUGUGAGAAGAGAAUAAAAACAUUCAAAAACAACAGGCCUGGACGAGACUGGAUUAAAUCUUUCCUACAGAGGCACCCAGAGCUGUCGAAAAGGUUCUGUGAAAAUGUGAAAAGAAAGCGCGCUGCAGUUAGCAGAGAAAUUGUCAUGGAUUACUUCACUAGGCUUACUGUUACCUUGAAUGAUGUGCCUCCUGAAAACAUUGUAAAUUAUGAUGAAACAAAUUUCACUGAUGAUCCAGGGGUCAAGCUAGUCAUUGUACGCCGAGGUUCUCGCCAUCCUGAACGGGUAAUAGACACCUCAAAGUCAUCAACAAGUGUAAUGUUCGCUGUAUCAGGAGAUGGAGUUAUGUUGCCACCAUAUGUAGUCUACAAAGCAAUUCAUUUGUACGACAGCUGGACUGAAGGCGGUCCACAAAAACAUGCUAUAACAGAACACAAUCAGGGUGGUUCGACAUGGCUGUGUUUGAGGAUUGGUUUUUUAAAAUUUGUCUUCCAUACUUCAAGAGCAAGAUAG
Molecule: messenger RNA, 828 nt
Organism: Frankliniella occidentalis (western flower thrips)
Lineage: Eukaryota; Metazoa; Arthropoda; Insecta; Thysanoptera; Thripidae
Exons: 1
Coding region: 1-828 (275 amino acids)
Cellular component (GO): nucleus
Molecular function (GO): DNA binding
Source: RefSeq, a predicted model, not a curated record